This is a messenger RNA of Rattus rattus (black rat), 1687 nucleotides long. RefSeq names its product transport and golgi organization 2 homolog (gene Tango2). Gene Ontology annotation, cellular component: Golgi apparatus. The record is from RefSeq and is a predicted model, not a curated record. The transcript has 9 exons. Gene Ontology annotation, biological process: Golgi organization; protein secretion. Lineage: Eukaryota; Metazoa; Chordata; Mammalia; Rodentia; Muridae. The coding region runs from base 249 to 1079 and encodes 276 amino acids.
GAAGAUCGGCCUCCCAGAGGAGCAGGCCGAGGCCCUGACACCUGCCCGGAAUGCUGUGGCUGCAACAGCGGCAGGAGGCUAGGAGUUGCCCCCUCCCGGCCACCUUCGGAGGAAUUCUGGGGAUAGUAGACCCUGAGCUGGAGCUUGCAGGACCGGCGGUCACUCCCGGAUUCCAGAAGCAUUGACUCCAUCUCCACCCCAAGUUGGCAGACCUCGUGACCGUGCGAGCAAAGCCACCCCUGCAACCCAUGUGCAUCAUCUUCUUUAAGUUCGAUCCUCGUCCCGUUUCCAAAAAUGCGUACAGGCUCAUCCUGGCAGCCAACAGAGAUGAAGCCUACCACAGGCCGUCCAAGUUGGCAGACUUCUGGGAGAACAACAGCGAGAUCCUCAGUGGGCUCGACAUGGAAGAAGGCAAGGCAGGAGGAACAUGGCUGGGCAUCAGCACACGCGGGAAGCUGGGGGCACUCACCAACUACCUACAGCCCCGCCAAGAGCCAGACGCCCGCGGCAGAGGUGAACUUGUGUCUCACUUUCUGACCAGUGACAUGGACAGCCUGUCCUACCUGAAGAAGGUCUCUACAGAGGGGCACCUGUACAACGGCUUUAACCUCAUAGCAGCUGACCUAAGCACAGCAAAAGGAGAUGUUGUUUGCUACUAUGGAAACCGGGGGCAGCCUGAGCCUGUUGUCUUGACACCAGGAACCUAUGGGCUAAGCAAUGCCUUGCUGGAGACGCCCUGGAAGAAGCUGUGCUUUGGCAAGCAACUCUUCACGGAAGCAGUGGAGCGGAGCGAGUCACUCCCUAAGGACACUCUUGUCACCCAGCUCCUAGAAGUCCUCAACAAUGAGGAGGCACAGCUGCCAGACCCAGCCAUUGAGGACCAGGGCCAGGAGUAUAUUCAGCCAAUACUGAGCAAGUAUGCAGCUGUGUGUGUCCGCUCUGCCACCUAUGGCACCAGAACCAACACCAUCAUCCUUGUGGAUGCAGAUGGCCAUGUGACCUUCACAGAACGAAGCAUGCUGGACAAAGACACCUCCCGCUGGGAGACCAACACCUAUGAGUUCACACUACAGAGUUAGUCACUGCCAGGCUCCUAAGGGCCAGCAUGGACAGGAACCUUUGGUGGCCACCCUGCAUGUCUGGCUCAGCCAGCAUCCCUAGGACCAGGUCCUUCUGAUCUGUGUCCUCGUAUUCAGCUCAGGGUUUCUCUUUGUACCAAUGGAGAAUGGCAGAGUCAAAUACUAGUUCUGAGUCGGGCCCUAGGUGUAUCCUAUGUGAACACGCGUACCUUGUUCAGCCCCACCACUACUGUGCACACAGACACGUGCACCUUACCGAUGAGCAGGGUUAUGCCUCUCACCUCACAUGUUUGGCCAGUGGGUCUCUUCUUCCCUGGACAGGUAACAAAAGCAGACUUUUUUUUUUUUAGAAACUGGAGACCCUGUGUUUGUUUGUGUUCAGUAGUUCUAUAUGCACAAGGACUCUGUGUGCAUUUGCUCAAUGCUGAGGUGUGGAACCUGGGAUCUCUUAGGCCCCUGCUUGCCCAGGAUUGUGGGUUCUGAGCAAGACCAUUUCACCAAAUGGCUUACGCAGCCCCUGCCAUCUCUCACUGUCCGUGUUAUAAGCUGUACACCAUGGGAUGUGAACUCGAAUGUGCACAGUUGAUAAUAAAACUUUGAGGCUGGAA